Molecule: messenger RNA, 1044 nt
Organism: Adineta steineri
Lineage: Eukaryota; Metazoa; Rotifera; Eurotatoria; Adinetida; Adinetidae
Source: the annotation of a GenBank genome assembly
AUGAAAACGUGUGCGGAACAAUUUCCUGUUGAAAUAUGGCUUAUGAUUUAUCGUUAUUUGGAAGCACAUGAUCUAUUUUAUGCUUUUCAUCAUUUAAAUUAUUAUUUUGAGCAAAUACUUGCAUCAAAUUAUCUUUCAUUUUAUAUUCGAUUUAAAGAAAUUGAUACUAAUCCUUAUUGGUCUGAUUCAGUACUUAAUCGUACAAUAUGUCUUCGAACAUCUACUCAAUUACGAUCGUCUUAUUUUCUUCAAUUUCUUCAUUUGAAUGCGAAGAAAUUAAUUCGAUUACAAAGUUUAUCGAUUAACAUCAAUUCACGAAAUGUAUCAUAUACAUUAUCGAUUUGUAAAGCUGUAAAUGAACUUUCUGCACUUAGACAUUUAUCUUUAGUAUGUACAUUAAAUGAAAAUUUAUUCAAAUCAAUUAUUAGUAUACAAACUUUACAAAUAUGUCAAUUAGUUUUAAGAGAAUCAACAGAUAUUAUUAAUAAUCAAGUACAUGUAAAUAGUAAUAUUAAACAGCUUACUAUUAUCUUCCUUAGUAAUGUAAAUGAUGCUAUUAUAAAUUUAUUUUUAAUUCAUUUAUCAGAAUUAAAACGAUUUGAAGUCUCUGGUUCAUAUUUUAGUUUUCAACAAGCAUCGAUAUUUACUACGCAUUUAUGUACUCUUUCAAAACUUCGAAUUCUUAAACUUAAAUUAGCAAAUGGUCAUUUAACAUCAGAUUGUUUGAAAUAUUUACAUUUAAUAGCACCUGUUUUAAAACAUUUCUAUUUCCAUUAUAAUAAACAUAUCUUAUCCGAGACAUUUAUUGAUGAUUUUAUGUUUUAUUGGUGGCCAGUUAUAGAACAAAUUUCAUAUAUUAAUAUAUACAUUAAAGGUCAUUUAUAUGUUGAUAUUAAUGAUAAUAAUACACAGAUGAAUUUACAAAAAAAUCAACAAAUUCUACUUAAUAAAAUGAAAAAAUCUAAUGGAUCUAUGAAAGUUGAAUGGACUGAACAGAAUUUUAUACCACUCAAAUCGAUUGAAAUUAAUAUUACGAAAUCUUAA